Molecule: messenger RNA, 1852 nt
Organism: Jaculus jaculus (lesser Egyptian jerboa)
Lineage: Eukaryota; Metazoa; Chordata; Mammalia; Rodentia; Dipodidae
Product: BTB/POZ domain-containing protein KCTD12-like
Exons: 2
Coding region: 114-983 (289 amino acids)
Biological process (GO): regulation of G protein-coupled receptor signaling pathway; protein homooligomerization
Molecular function (GO): protein binding
Source: RefSeq, a predicted model, not a curated record
GAAGCAAAGCAGGAAGGCAUUUCACAAAUAGCCUAGCCCACACAGUAGUGAGGCAGGCCAGGACUAAGGCUUUGCUUGGCAAUUAUCUUGGUGAGUGGAGAUUCAAGAUCAACAUGGCUGUGGCAGCAAAAUCAAGUCAUAUCAUACCAAGUGAGGAUGUUAGCAAUUUCCCUGAAGUUAUUGAACUCAAUGUAGGUGGCCAGGUAUAUAUAACUCGUUAUCCUACUUUGGUCAACAUUCCUGGUUCCUUGCUCUGGGAAAUGUUCAGUAAAAAGAGUCCUUGCUUGAUCCAGGACAACAAAGGGAGAUUCUUCAUAGAUCGAGAUGGAUUUCUGUUUCGUUAUGUCCUAGAUUACAUGAGAGACCUGCAAGUAGUACUUCCUGACCACUUUCCCGAGUGUGGUCGGCUUCAGAGAGAAGCAGAGUACUUUAAGUUACCAGAACUGGCCAAAUCGUUGGCUCUUAAACUGAACAAGCAUAGCUCAUUUGGUGAUGAUCUGUGUGACCUACAAGAGCUCUCCGCCAGCAUUGACACCAUGUCUAAUCUCUCUUCAAGCAAUACCAAUCAUAUUAGUUUCCCUGAUAAUCCCCUACUUCUGACAAGUUCUACAAGUUCAGAUCUCAAGAAGGCAGGCUUCAUCACUAUUGGCUAUCGAGGCUCUUAUACACUGGGGAGAGACAGCCAAACAGAUGCCAAAUUCCGUCGUGUGGCCCGAAUCAUGGUGUGUGGAAAGAUAUCAUUGGCUAAAGAAGUUUUUGGAGAGACUCUGAAUGAGAGCAGAGACCCUGACCGUCCUCCUGAGCGAUACACUUCUCGAUACUACCUUAAGUUCACUUUUCUUGAACAAGCCUUUGACAAACUAGCAGAUGCUGGCUUCCACAUGGUAGCAUGCAAUUCCACUGGCACCUGCACUGCCAUGCAUGACCAGACAGAAGACAAGAUAUGGACCUCUUAUACUGAGUAUGUUUUCUAUCGCGAGUGACACCUAAAAAAUUUCUCAGAAAAUACAAUCACAAACUACUCCUCCUCCACAUUAAUCAACCUUGGAUCUUGAGACUUCUAUGUAAUCUUGGACAAUGUCACUCUCUUUACCAUAACCGACUGAACAUUUUUUUGGUUUUGUCUUUCAGGGGCUUUCAUAUACAUUCACCCAUUAUAUAUGGCUUACAACCUGCUCUGGAUGGUAAAAUAGAUGCCAGAUUCCAUUUGAAGAAAAGUAUUCAAUUAAGGCAUAUGUAUACAAGCACAUCACUAUAAAUUGUGUGUGUGUGUGUGUGUGUGUGUGUGUGUGUGUGUGUGUGUGUGUGUGAAAUUUUCUUAUGUACCUUUUCAUUUGUAUGGACCUAGGUAAAGUCUUGCAUUCCUCAUUCAAAACUAGGAAUUACACACAAACACACUCCCUCACUCACUUGCUAUUGUUUUUUUCAGACUGAAUAAAAGAUGUUGACAGCAGUCUACUAGGAGGUGCAUAGUAAGAUGUACAUUUCUAAAAUUAUUAAUUACUUGUAAUAUAAGGAUUUUACUUUGAAAAAACACUAAAAAUGAGUACAAUAACUAUUGUCUCAAGCAUAACCAUCUAUGCCAUUUACCAAAACUGUCCUAAAAUAUCUCUUAAAGUUGAAAUGAAAGCACACAUAUAUAAAAGGAUAAGCAAAGAAUUCUUUUAUGUAAAUACAUUUAUCUAUUAUUUUAGAUAUUGCUGGUUAAAUAGUUGUAUGAAUAUGUCAGUUUUUGACAUUUUUUAUUUCUUAACAAGAAGUGUGUGGGUGGGUUGAGUAUCUUGGAAUAGGAGAAGGCAGUAAAAAAAGAGGACACUCGAAAUUUCCAAAUAAAUCAAGAUUCAUCUUCUGA